Electrophorus electricus (electric eel) is the source of this 7176-nucleotide messenger RNA. The record is from RefSeq and is a predicted model, not a curated record. NCBI's taxonomy places the organism in Eukaryota, Metazoa, Chordata, Actinopteri, Gymnotiformes, Gymnotidae.
AUGGCUCUGGCAGGCGCACUUCUAGGAGUAGUGGUUCUCUUCUCUGAUGUGUGCAAGACCUUCGGCAGUGGUGUGUUUCAGACUUUCAAUGGGACCCUGUUCCACGUGAAAUCCACGUGUCCCUUUACACUGACUCGGUUCACGUUUGCGGGGGUUGACUGUUCCAUCACUGUGCAGCGUGAACCAACUGGCCUGAUGAACAGGGUAGUGAUCUUGGUCAAUAAAGUUACUACCAUUCUUCAGAAUGGCGUGGUCAGUGUGGAAGGAAACAGGAUCACCCUUCCCUUUGACCACACUUAUCAACAUGUGUACCAGUAUGGGAUCUACAUCAUGCUUAAGAGCAAGGUUCUGCCCUUUUCUGUCACCUGGCUCAGUUCAUCUGGGGGCAUCAGUUCAAUCUCGGUACAACUGAACCAGGGCUUAGUAGAAGGAAUGACAGGAAUGUGUGGCCGAAUAAACAGCACAGAAAACGUAUGGCAACUUGUGUCUACCAAUGGCAUCUCUGAUGGCAAAUGUGUGACUGAGGAUUACAAACAGAACCCUACAGUAGAAGACUGUGAGGUCAUGUCUUAUGCCAAGGAAUGCCGGCUCAGUAAAUUUGACACAUACAUGCAGCUGUGCCUGCAGAACAUGUUCCCCAAAGUAAACAUCAACGCAAAGUGUGCUUUUAUUAAAGAGAUUGUUUACCUCUGCGGGAAUAAGACUCACCUGUGGUCACUGUGGAGAAAGAUAACCUUGUGUCAGGAGCCUUCCUGUCCCGGAGACCUGACGUACCAGGAGCUGGGUCCUGCCUUUCCACCCACCUGCUCCAACCCCCAGCCUAAUUCAGAUGCCCUAAUCAACACAUGUCUGCCACCAGCAGGCAUGGUCGUGAAUGAUCGAGCUGACGACUUCCGCUCCGUUAGGGUGACGGACUGUCCAUGCGUGCACGGGGGGAAGACAUACGCACCGGGACAAAGCAUCAUCUCCAAGUGCCAGUCAUGUGUGUGCAAGGAAGGUAAGUGGGUGUGUUCCCCUAAUGCCUGUCCUCCUCGGUGCAUCAUUGAAGGCCAGGUCGUCACCACCUUUGAUGGCAAACAGUAUUCUCUGCCUGGAAAAUGCACUUAUGUGGCUGCAAAGGGACUCAGCUGGACUGUGACCAUCAAGUUUUCUCACACAGAUAUGUCUAUAGAAGAAAUGAACCUUGAUGUGUACAAUGAGAGAUAUACGUUUGCUCCAGAUGGCGUAAAACUAGGAGACAUUAGUAUCGCUGAUCUGUCUCAGACUGAGCAUGCCACCGUCUUCUGGCAGUCAUCCAUGUUUGUCCAGGUGCGAACAUCCUUUGGCAUGAAGAUGCAAGUCCAGGUGUCUCCAGAAAUUCAGCUUUAUUUGUAUAUGCCACCAACUGAAAGGACUAAAGGCCUUUGUGGAACAUAUAACAACAACACGGAAGACGACUUCACCACGAGCAGCGGCAUCAUAGAAAAUUCCGCUCGGCCUUUUGCCUCGUCCUGGACGGUGGGUGUGUGUAGCCUGGACGACCUUCCCAUCUGCAUGAACACCAACAAUGAGAUAUUUGCUGAAGAUAAGUGUGCCCAGUUGACAAACACAAGUGGUGUGUUUGCCAGUUGCCAUGACUAUGUGCCUGUUAACACCAUUGCUAAGGCCUGUGUUCAAAGGAUCUGCCAGUGCACUUCUGGACUACAGAAAUGCCUGUGUGUUGCCCUUGGCAACUAUGCUAAAGCCUGUGCCAGUCAGGGGAUUGAUGUUGGUGACUGGAGAGCAGCAUCCAGCUGCAGUAUGACCUGCAGGGGAAACCUGAGGUUCAGUUACACCACGCAGGCCUGCAACAGGACCUGCCGCUCACUCUCCGGUCCUGACCCUGCCUGCGAGGCACCAGGCGACCCCGUGGAGGGAUGCAGCUGCCUGCAGGGCUCCCACCUCAACGCACCGGACAAGUGCAGCCCGCGCGCCCUCUGCCUGUGCCACUACCCAGGGGGAACUGUGCCACCAGGAGCCCACGUCAUCGACGGACGAAAGUGCACGUGUGAAGAUGGAAAUCUCCAGUGUUCUAAAGCAUGCGACUGUCCACAUGGAAAAGUAUGUGUGCACUGUACCCAAGCACCAGUGCUGACAACUCAAAAGACCUGCAAAAGCCUGAGCCAACCACUGAGUCAUGAGGAGAACUGCACCAGUGGCUGUUACUGUCCAGAAGGCCAGUAUGAGGAUCACAAUGGCAGCUGUGUGACUAAGGACAAAUGUACGUGUGAAUUCAGUGGGGCUGUUUAUUCAUCAGGCCAGAGCGUGGAGUCAAACUGCAGAUCCUGUGUCUGUGUUGGAGGGAAGUGGGACUGUAAGGGUGAACCAUGCCCAGGGGUCUGUGAGGUGUUUGGCAAUGGACAAUACAGCACCUUUGACUCUAAAUGGUACCGCUUUGAUGGCCAUUGUCAGUACACACUCGUUGAGGAUGCCAGUGGACUGUACCAGUUUGCUGUCAGAGUGGAGAGUGUUCCUUGCUGUGACGAAGCCUUGACCUGCUCCCGCUCCAUCUCAGUAGAGCUCCAGAAGGAGGUGACGCUCACCCUGCGUGAUAUGAACGUGACCCAGAAGAUGCAGGCUGGUUGGCAUCUGCGGACACAGCCACUGUACUCUGUCCACACUGUGGGCCUCCACAUCAUCAUCACGGUACCAGAGCUGGGGCUCACUGUGGUCUGGGACAAGCAGACCAGAGUCAAAGUCCAGCUGCAGGCCAGGUGGAAAGGUCGAGUUCGCGGUCUGUGCGGCAACUUUGAUGGUAAAGUGAUGAACGACCUGCUGACAAGUAGCUCCUCAGUGGUGUUCGGCACACUGGAGUUUGGGAAUAGCUGGAAGGCGGCUGUGCCGCCCUGCUCGGACGCGACCCAGGAAGUGUUUCCCUGCCAGCGCCAUUCCUACUGCUCAGCCUGGGCCCAGCGGCGCUGCAUGAUCAUGCACAGUGACACAUUCAAAGACUGCCACCUAAAGGUGGAUCCUGCACCAUACUAUGAGGCCUGCGUUCUGGAGUCAUGCUCCUGUGAGUUUGAAGGGAAGUUUCUGGGCUUCUGCACAGCUGUGGCUGCUUAUGCUGAGGCCUGCAGCACACAAAAUGUCUGUAUCAACUGGAGAACCCCAGACUUGUGCCCGGUGUAUUGUGACUAUUACAAUGAAGAGGGCCAGUACAGCUGGCAUUAUGAGCCCUGUGGUCAGAUCAAGACCUGUGGGAAAAACAAUGCCUUUACUGGAAAACUUGAAGGUUGUUACCCAAGAUGCCCUCCGGAGAUGCCGUUUUAUGAUGAGAACACAAGGCAGUGCUCCAGUUUGGACAGGUGUACCUGUUACUUCAACAGCACAGUCAUUGGACCUGGUGAUAGCAUAACUACACCCAAUGAAUGCUGUAAAUGCACUGGGGGGAACAUUGUUUGCGGGCUUUGUUCAGCUACACGACUAUUCAUUCCAGAACCUACAACCAAAGUACCGAGAACUGAGAAAUCUACAGAGACUCCAGUAUAUAUAAACACAACUAAUGAAACCACACAAACAACUACAACAUCAACAACCCCCCAAAUCCUUACAAGAACCACUAAAUAUAUAACUUUGCUAACUACAUCUACACCAGUAAAAAUCACAAAAUUAACUCCAGAGAACAGAGGCACAAGAGAAUUUACAAUCAAAUAUACAACUCCACCAACUACAAGAAUACCAUUGACAACCACUACAUCAACAAUUCAAUUUUCAACUCCACUAACUACAACUACACCAAUGAUAACCACAUCAACAACCCCACACAUCACAAUAACAACUGAAUAUACCUCUACAACAUCAACCCCACACUUCACAAACACAACAGAGGAGCCUAUAACUACAUACAACAGAAGAGCCUACAACUACAGUAACUACAACUAUUCCAUUAACAACCUCUACAACAACCCCACACAUCACAAGUACAACAGAAGAGUCUACAACUUCAGUAACUACAACUAUACCAUUAACAACCUCUACAACAUCAACCCCACACAUCACAAAUACAACAGAAGAGCCUACAACUACAGUAACUACAACUAUUCCAGUAACAACCUCUACAUCAACCCCACACAUCACAAACACAACAGAAGAGCCUACAACUCCAGUAACUACAACUAUUCCAUUAACAACCUCUACAAUGACCCCACACAUCACAAAUACAACAGAAGAGCCUACAACUCCAGUAACCUCAACUAUACCAGUAACAACCUCUACAACAUCAACCCCACACAUCACAAGUACAACAGAAGAGUCUACAACUUCAGUAACUACAACUAUUCCAUUAACAACCUCUACAUCAACCCCACACAUCACAAGUACAACAGAAGAACCUAUAACUACAGUAAUUACAACUAUACCAUUAACAACCUCUACAACAUCAACCCCACACAUCACAAAUACAACAGAAGAGCCUAUAACUACAGUAAUUACAACUAUACCAGUAACAACCUCUACAUCAACCCCACACAUCACAAGUACAACAGAAGAGUCUACAACUACAGUAACUACAACUAUACCAGUAACAACCUCUACAACAUCAACUCCACACAUCACAAGUACAACAGAAGAGCCUACAACUCCAGUAACUACAACUAUUCCAUUAACAACCUCUACAUCAACCCCACACAUCACAAGUACAACAGAAGAGCCUAUAACUACAGUAAUUACAACUAUACCAUUAACAACCUCUACAUCAACCCCAUACAUCACAAGUACAACAGAAGAGCCUACAACUUCAGUAACUACAACUAUAUCAGUAACGACCUCUACAACAUCAACCCCACACAUCACAAGUACAACAGCAGAGCCUACAACUCCAGUAACUACAACUAUACCAGUAACAACCUCUACAACAACCCCACACAUCACAAGUACAACAGAAGCCUCAGGUUUUGCAUGAACCUGAUGAGAAACCAAACUUGGCCCAGUGGUACAGAGUGGACAGAGGAUUGCUUCAGGAAAGCCUGCAGGAACGGUGUGAUCGAGAUGAGACCUGUCACAUGUCCACCUCAGAUCAUUCCUCAGUGUCCCCGAGAUCUGAUGCUGCAGGUGAAAGAUGAGCAGGGCUGCUGUGACAUCUGGCAGUGCAACUGUCAGUGUGAUGUCUAUGGAGACCCUCACUAUGUGUCCUUUUCUGGAACUUCCUUCGACUUCAUGGACAAUUGCACCUAUGUGCUGGUGGAGGAGAUAAAGCCACGUCACCAUCUCAGCAUUGUAGUGGAUAAUUACUACUGUAAUUCUGAACUGUUCGGCUCCUGUGCCAAGGGCAUCAUUCUGAAGUACCUUGGCAGCGUAGUCACGCUCCAAGUAAAUGACAAUGAGUACACAGUGGAGGCUACUCUGAAUGACAGAGUGGUGCAGCCACCCCACGAAGAGAACGGCAUUAGGUUUGAGAGCGGGGAUUACCAGGUGUCCGUCUACAUCGAUGAGAUCCGCUCUCGGGUCUCUCUUACUCCAGCCAAUACACUCGAGAUCAUUCUGGCGAUGGAACACUUUUAUGAGAACACUCAGGGACAGUGCGGCAUAUGUGGGGGCGCCUCAUGUGUGCGCAGGAGCGGUCAGAUAGAGAGCGAUGACUGCUGUGAUAAGACGGCAUAUCAUUGGAUAGAAGAGGACCCUGCGAAGCUUUACUGUGCCCAUGCCCCCAGGAACGUCCCCUGUAGUCCCGUCAGCCCUUCGACCAUGCCGAGCUUGCCUCCCACUACACCAAGCUGCGUGGCUCCUCUCUGUGACCUCCUCCGGCAUGAAUUAUUUCACGAAUGUGCCAAGAAUAUUGAUAUGGAGGUCCUGGUGCAGAACUGCAGGUUCGAUUACUGCUUGGCCAGGAGUAAGAGCAGCAUGUGUUCACCACUGGAGCACCUGGCAGAGCAGUGCAAGAAGAUGGGCUUCUGUGUCUACUGGAGAAACCUCACCAAUGGAAUCUGCAAUGUCACAUGUCCGGAGGGGAUGAAUUUCGAUGAAUGUCACCGCACCACAAAUGAUGUCUGUCAUGGCGGAGUGCGUGUGCCAGGGAAAGUCAUGGAUAAUUUCCACUCUGGAUGCUUCUGUCCAGACAACCAACUUCUUGCAGACAAACACAAGAAGAUCUGUGUUUCCGAAUGCACCAACUGCAGAGGUCCACUGGGAGAACCCAUGCCGGUUGGAGCAACAUGGGAGUCAAACUGCCACGUAUGCACAUGUAACAACCAGACCCAGACUGAAGAGUGCUGGCCAAAGCCUCCAGCUCCGACCCCCACAUGCAGUGAGAACUCCACUCUAGUCUUGGACUGCUGCAACAACCAGAUAUGUGUUGAGAAGACUUGUGAGUACAAUGGAAAGACAUUCAAGGUCGGUGAUGUGUGGACAGACCAGUUGGAGCCCUGCAUUACGCUACACUGUACGAGCGCAGGCACUGAAAUUGAGAGGAGAGUGUGUCCCCAGCAGAGCUGCUCUGAGGGACUCCGCGUUUGGGAUGAGGAUCAGUGCUGCUAUACAUGCAACAUAACCUGUUCAGUCCAAGAGUCCAGAAUGACCGUGAUGGUAGAAAACUGCAAACAGGAAGUGACACUGCCCAUCUGUGAAGGCUUCUGUCAAUCACACUCCAUGUGGGUGAGGUCCGGAGAGGUCCUACAGCUGCAGCAGGACCCACAGUGCUGCCAGGAGAGCAGCUAUGAGAUCAGGCAGCUUUCCCUGAGCUGCGGAGGAGCCAUGCCAACCAGCUACUCCUACAAACACAUCACCGGCUGCGAGUGCAAGUCCGCCAGCUGACGUCCCCACGUCUUCAAAGCACCACUUUAGUGCAGGAGAAUGAGCUGGCGUGACCUACGCGGGCUGUCGCCAGUUUUGUUUAUAUGAUCAGUUUUAAGUGAUAAUUGAGACCGUAGAUUAGAGCUGGUUUCCUGCUCCACCUUCUGUGUGGUGUUUUCUGCUUCCUGCUGUUGUGGCUCAGAUUCCCAUCCGGAAGUGCUGUGCUGCACCUUGUUCUUUGGAAGAUGAUUAAAUACACUUGUGGUAUUUACAUACUGGAUGUGUUUACCGUUAAAGACCAUGGAGUAAUGGAAAGUGAAAUAAUCGUUAGAUAACAGCAUUGAUUUACUCAUAUGGGAUGCACAUUACCUAUUACCUGUCUUGAAUUCUUUCUACUCUUAAUCUUAAAAUAUCACAGUCAUUUUUGUUUUG